Pseudozyma hubeiensis SY62 is the source of this 1068-nucleotide messenger RNA. RefSeq names its product quinone oxidoreductase. Lineage: Eukaryota; Fungi; Basidiomycota; Ustilaginomycetes; Ustilaginales; Ustilaginaceae. Gene Ontology annotation, molecular function: quinone reductase (NADPH) activity; zinc ion binding. Gene Ontology annotation, biological process: cellular response to oxidative stress. Gene Ontology annotation, cellular component: cytoplasm. The transcript has a single exon. The coding region runs from base 1 to 1068 and encodes 355 amino acids. The record is from RefSeq and is a predicted model, not a curated record.
AUGUCAUCUCGACUGGCACGUAUCACACGACACAUCUCGCUCUCACCGCCAUCGUCCACCAUCUCCAACGUACGAACAAUGUCGACCAUCCGCGCACUCCAAAUUCAAUCGCAGGGCGGACCCGAAGUGGUCUCUGUCCACCCCAUCCCGGCCCCCACGCUCUCCGGGUCCGGCAAGGUGAUCGUGCGCAACGAGUACGCUGGGGUCAACAUGAUCGACACCUACCACUUUGGCGGCCUCUAUCCGCUCCAGUGUCCCAUCAUCAUCGGUCAGGAGUCGGCCGGUGUUGUGGAAGCUGUCGAUCCGGACGUCACGAGCGUAUCUGUGGGCGACAAAGUAGUCCAAUACGGUGGAGGUUCGUACACCGAGAAGCAGCUGCUGGACGCUGAACGCGUGAUCAAGCUUCCCUCCAGCAUCUCCACAAAGACGGCGGCAGCGGCGUAUCUGCAAGGACUCACUGCGCUGACGAUCCUACGAGAAGCUCAUCCUGUCAAGAAGGGUGAUUGGUUGCUCGUCACCGCUGCAGCAGGAGGUGUCGGUCUCCUGCUCUGUCAGAUGGGCAAAGCGUUUGGAGCCAACGUCAUCGCCGUCACCUCCACGCCCGAAAAGUGCGAGCUGGCAAAACAACACGGCGCCACCCACGCCCUCACGUACAACAAAGAAAACCCUUCCGAAUAUAUCGACUCCAUCCUCAAACUGACCUCCAACCACGGUAUCGACGGAAUCCUCGACGGAGUAGGCGCCGACACCUGGGAAUCCAACUUCUCCAUCGCCGCCAGAAAGGGCACCAUCGUAACCUUCGGCAACGCCUCCGGUCCCGUCCCCGCCUUCGCUCCCCUCAAACUCGCCCCCAAAAACCUCAAGGUCGUCAGACCCACCCUCUUCAACUACGUCACCACCCGAGAGGAAAGAGAACACUACUCCAAGGAGCUCUUCGAUCUCAUCGAGCAGGGCAAGGUCAAGAUCAACGUGCACGACGAAUACCCCUUCACAACCGAGGAUAUGAGAAGAGCGUUCGCCGAUAUCAAGAGUAGGAAAACUACUGGAAAGUUGGUUGUCAAGAUCUGA